AUGAAGCACUAUGAGGUAAGGAACAAGGCCACGGAACUUGGGCUGUUACUGAUCACCACGGGACCCCCUUGUCAUUUUAUUCUCCAAGCCUGGGGAAGAGCCGAACGGCGCAGGCGCAAUGGGCGCACGCUGCUCCUGGGGCCACUCGGUGCUGCCUUGGGGGGCCCAACGGUGUUAGCCCCUCAGUACCAAGAGAGCCCUCUACGUUGGGUUGCCAGUGAAGGAGACCCCAGCUCCCAUGGAGCUCUCCGUCAGCCUGUGGCCUGCCUUACCUUUCGGGAGAUACCGGUGGCUCCUCUGAGGGCUGUGCUGGACAUUGCUACCAAUGCCUUCCUGCUGUCCCGCUUCCUCUUCCAGCAGCCUGGCCCUCGACGGCACUCUCCCUCCUGGGCCCUGGGCUGGGGGAGAGGCUGGGCCGGGGCUCUGGUGCCACUCGGGUUACAUCUGGCAGAGAAGGCAGCCGUUCAGGGCAGGCAUGGGCUCCCUUCCAGCACCGCGGCAGAAUUUGAUCAGCCAUUCGGCCCCAAGCCGCUUCCAGUGGGGAGGUCUGUUGUGGGGGUUGACCGGCGGCAGCUAGGCCACUGGCUGCAGCAGGCGUGGAGUGGAGCGGGCAGGGUUGGUGCCAGUGCCGAGGGUGGCAUGGACAUGAACUUGGUGACCCGAGAGGCAAGCCAGGGCCUUGUCCCAGGCCUCAACAGCCUCCCCGGGCCCAUACCCCCCAAGACAACCAAAAAACAUAAAAAAGCUGUUCUCUUCUUCGAGGUGGAGAUUCUGGACGCGAAGACGCGGGAGAAGUUGUGCUUCCUGGACAAGGUGGAACCCCAUGCCACCAUUGCUGAGAUCAAGAACCUUUUCACCAAGAACCAUCCGCAGUGGUACCCUACCCGGCAGUCCCUCCGCCUGGAACCCAAGGGUAAGUCCCUGAAGGAUGAGGAUGUGCUGCAGAAGCUGCCUGUGGGCACCACGGCCACACUGUACUUCCGGGACCUCGGGGCGCAGAUCAGCUGGGUGACGGUGUUUCUGACGGAGUACGCAGGACCCCUUUUCAUAUAUCUGCUCUUCUACUUCCGGGUGCCCUUCAUCUAUGGCCACAAAUAUGACUUCACGUCCAGUCGGCACACAGUGGUGCACCUCGCCUGUAUCUGCCACUCAUUCCACUAUGUCAAGCGCCUGCUGGAGACACUUUUUGUGCACCGCUUCUCCCACGGCACCAUGCCCCUGCGCAACAUCUUCAAGAACUGCACAUACUACUGGGGUUUUGCUGCUUGGAUGGCCUAUUACAUCAACCACCCUCUCUAUACUCCCCCCACCUACGGAGCUCAGCAGGUGAAACUGGCGCUCGCCAUCUUUGUGAUCUGCCAGCUAGGCAACUUCUCCAUCCACAUGGCUCUGCGCAACCUGCGGCCGGCAGGGUCCAAGGCGAGGAAGAUCCCGUUCCCCACCAAGAACCCCUUCACUUGGCUCUUCCUGUUGGUGUCCUGCCCCAAUUACACCUACGAGGUUGGCUCCUGGAUCGGCUUCACCAUCAUGACACAGUGUCUCCCAGUGGCUCUCUUCUCCUUGGUGGGCUUCACCCAGAUGACCAUCUGGGCCAAGGGCAAGCACCGAAGCUACCUGAAAGAGUUCCGAGACUACCCACCCCUGCGCUCGCCCAUCGUCCCCUUCCUGCUCUGA
Chrysochloris asiatica (Cape golden mole) is the source of this 1674-nucleotide messenger RNA. It is a transcript of the gene TECR, whose product is annotated as trans-2,3-enoyl-CoA reductase. The record is from RefSeq and is a predicted model, not a curated record. The transcript has 15 exons. NCBI's taxonomy places the organism in Eukaryota, Metazoa, Chordata, Mammalia, Afrosoricida, Chrysochloridae. The coding region runs from base 1 to 1674 and encodes 557 amino acids. Gene Ontology annotation, biological process: very long-chain fatty acid biosynthetic process. Gene Ontology annotation, molecular function: oxidoreductase activity, acting on the CH-CH group of donors.